GGCGCAUGCAGGAACCCACCUGUACCAAUAUCCGGAUACGCUCGACGAGUGAUGCACACAAGAUCUUCUAUGCCGUCCAGCUCGGCGUCCUCAAGAUGGUGACCAGGCGCCUCGACGCCGAGGAACGCGCAGCCCUCAAGAGCGGCUGCAUCUACGUCUGGGAGGAGCGCGGGGGCGGCCAGAACGUCGAAGUGAAUGGCUUGGGCAUCGAGCGAUUCACCGAGGGCAGGCGCUGGUCCCCUUCGCGCGUACGCGAUGAGUUCCUGUUCUACUACGAGAAAUACGUGCCCCCGGUGGACCUCACCCGUCCCUCGUGCGUCAGCACCUCCUCCGCUCCCUCCACCUCUCGUUCACGGGCAGGCAGCAACGACAAGCAGCCCCCGCGCGACUGGGAUCCCCUCGUCAAGCAGACGUACUCUGUCUUCCGCGUAUCACCCGAUCUCGGCACGCGCAAAUGGCAUAUCACUGCUUACUUUACGCAGAAUACUGUCGAUCGCUUAAACACGGUCGACGAUUUGCCCGCAGUCGGCUCCCUGGUUGUCCCUGAUGGGCUGUUCAAGAGUACACGUGUCGGCAAGAGUCGCAAUAGGCAAACGGACGACGGUCAUUCCAAGCCCUCGACUACCGUGCAUCGCACUUACGCGGCCUUCCCCUCCCCUCAUUCAUCCCUCCCCGUAUCCCAUGGCGAGUCGAGCGGGCCUGGUGGUGUCCACAUGUUCCAACCCUAUCAGACGUCACCGGACCGGGACCGUGCUAUUGUCCACUCGUCACCCUCAACACACCGCCAGGCAUCCCUGGAAUCCCUUCGUGAUGUGGGCUCCACAUCCGAUAGUAUACCUCCUCCACUUGGCUUUUCUGGGCCAUCCUUGCUGUCAUCCAACGCAUCUGAGCCUCCGGCACGACUCGCGCGGCAACCCCCGCCGUCGCUCGACAUCAAGGGUGACCCCGGCCAUUUCGCAGGCAUGCCUCCCCCGAGCGUCCCAUUAGCCCGGACCAUCUGGACCGUUCUUGACGACCCCAAUAUGUACAACGACGCCAACCACAGCCUAUCCCCCGUCCCUCCGAACGCGGUACCUGCACGUCUCCCCCUCUCCCCUCCCAGCCCGUGGCCGGGCGACUCGCGCCAGGUGCCGUCCAUCUACAGCUAUACCCCCAAGCCCAAGCCGCAGAUCCUCGCGCCGUUCCACGGGCCCAUCCACGCGCCGCCCUCGCCCGUGUCCGAGUCGGGCUCCUCUGGCUCCGAGGGGCGCAGCCGCGCGUACGAGCGCGAGCGCGGCGUCGGACCGGACCGUGAUCUCGCGCCGCUGCAUGUGCUGACGCGAACGCAUCCCUACCGGCGCGACCCCGCGGACGACCACGCCCUCCGGCUCUUCGCCAGCGGGCCGCCGUACGACACGCCCUCGUCCCCACAGCCCGCGGUGUCCUCCCUGGCCUCCUUCCCACCGCCAUGAAGUGCGGCGCCAUGUUCCUAUGCUUCAUAUUAUGUACCGGCCACAAAGCUAUCCCAUGUCCACAAGCUAUCCACAGGCCAAAUAUUGUCCCAAGGCUACAAGCUACGCGCCACAGGCUACGUCCAAAACGAUGGUUUAUGACUGUAUAUCUUACAUGACACCGACACGCCAGUGCUCCUAUCCUGUGCUUCAUCCAGCGCUUCUAUACAGCUUCUGUUCUACGCCAUCUUUGUAUCUUUAGCAAUAUUCGUUCGCAUGCAUCACAUCUUACUUUGGAGGGGCUCGAUACUCAGUACUCAGCAAUCUUGACAGACUAGCGGACUACGUGGUUCGUCAGCUAUAGGCAUUUCUUGUUUGUAUAAGGUAUGGUUUUAGGCUCAACAACAGUCCAUCUUGAAUAUAUCCAGACUGAAGUCAA
Molecule: messenger RNA, 1869 nt
Organism: Schizophyllum commune H4-8
Lineage: Eukaryota; Fungi; Basidiomycota; Agaricomycetes; Agaricales; Schizophyllaceae
Exons: 3
Coding region: 6-1451 (481 amino acids)
Molecular function (GO): DNA binding
Source: RefSeq, a predicted model, not a curated record